Archocentrus centrarchus (flier cichlid) is the source of this 1864-nucleotide messenger RNA. RefSeq names its product formiminotransferase cyclodeaminase N-terminal like 1 (gene ftcdnl1). The record is from RefSeq and is a predicted model, not a curated record. Gene Ontology annotation, molecular function: transferase activity; folic acid binding. The coding region runs from base 177 to 1196 and encodes 339 amino acids. The transcript is spliced from 6 exons. NCBI's taxonomy places the organism in Eukaryota, Metazoa, Chordata, Actinopteri, Cichliformes, Cichlidae.
CCAUCUUGCACUGAGCCUCCAAACUUUAGCUGAACACACUAAAAUAAACGUGUUUACAUUUCCGUGGAUCCAGACUUACGUGGGUUCCUGGCGGUUGCGCUAAAGUGAGUGCAAACGUGGCUGCAUUUCCACCUUCCCGGUUCUGCUUGCGGCGAUUGUUUCGGACCCGAUGAAACAUGGCCUCGAGUUCUGUGGGCAGACGACUGGCAGCGUGUCUCCUCAACGUUUCUGAGGCUCGCAGCAAGGAGCUGGUGGAGACGGUGGCCAAGGCGGCUUUGUACAACACGGAAGGUGUGAGGCGGGAGGGGACCACGGUGCUGAACAUCUUUAAUGAUCACGACUACAACCGCUCUGUCAUCACUAUUGUGGCCAGCAUCGACUCCAUCAGUGAGGCGAUCCUGUCUGCCUGUGAGCAGGCGUGCGGGUUGAUUGACAUGCGAGCUCAUACGGGAGUCCAUCCGUGCAUGGGCGCUGUUGACCUCAUACCCAUCUACCCACUGGGGGAAGAAGUGGGAGCAGAAGACUGUACCAAAGAGGCGCUCGCUGUGGCUCGGGGACUUACAGAGAGGGUCCGGGGCACCAGCGCCUUCCUGUUCGGCUGGGCGGACUCCCCCUUACAGCGUGGGUUGGCGCACAGGAGGAAGGAGAUGGGAUGGUUCAGGAAGAAGCUGGACCUGCAGGCAAUCAGGGCCGACGUGGGGCCUCAGCCACAGACACGAUUCGGCCUCACAGGUGAGCCAAAGGUAGCAGAUAACGAAGGUGUCGGGGCCGGUCCCUACGUCAUGAACUGCAACGUCACCAUUGACACCCAGGACAUCUCUUUGGGUCGCAGCAUUGCCAAAUGCAUCAGGGAGUCAACCCCAGGAGGCCUACCUGGAGUGCAGGUGCUGGCCCUACCACACGAGGGCGCUGUGGAAAUCGCUUGUAAUGUGGAAAGCGUGAAGGGGAACCCACCGGAUCACCUGAUUGUAGGUGAACAGUGGCCAUCUUUCAGCAUCAGCGGCGAGUCGUUCUGUCACGCUCCGGCUUCUCUCAUCACGGCAAGGGUCGCUGAGUUUGCAGGAAGACACGGGGUCAGCACGAAGGGCACCGCCUUGGUGGGGUUCACCCCCCGUGAGUGCAGGGGCCUAGCAGAGUUUGCUCUGUCUCAGGGGAUUGCCGAGUUCUGGAAAGAGCAGCGCAGGAUCCGCAUGUGAAAACAAAAACCAGAGGAGGUUUCACCUCUGUUACCAUGAGAACUGACUGUUAUUGAGCCUUCAGGUUCUUUAUGCUCCACUGCUACACAAAUACAGUUUACAGCAGUGUUUACAGCAGUGUUUACGUGUCAAUAGUUUUUCUAUUUGAAGUGAUGUUUGAGUAAAGUCUUCAGUUUCACACAUGAAAACAAAACUGGAGUAACCUCUCUGUUACUCCAUGUAAAGAAGGGUAGGACAAACAAUUCAUCAUAUUCCUCUUGCUCCUGUGACACAUUAUCAAUACACUGAACCAUAUUAUCAACUGAAUUGGCACAUUAAAAUGGAGUAAUGAUGAAAACAUCCACAAACACCUGCGCUAAAAUGCUGUGAAUAUAUCAUAAUGCCAGUUUUUUUUACUCAUUAAAGUAGUGAACAAAGCAGGAAGUUGAUCAGAAAUCUAAAUAUUCAAAAUAGUCGAUUUAAAAAAACAAGUUUCCUUUGGCUAUUUCUUGUCUUAAAACAUUUAUUUUUAAUAGCUUUUACUGAUGCUUAGUAGUAUGUAACACCCUACUACCAUCAGUAGGCGGUAAUGCACCUGGAUGCUGUUUCCCAGCAACCAUUAAACAACAAAUACAGAUAUUAAACUUCUGACGGCCGACUGAUAGAAUGUGUCUGGCACCUGAGGUGUU